AAUGGAAAAGUAACAAAAAGUAGAUAAUUGGGUUUGAUGCAGUGAGCUAAAGAACAAAAGCAAAGAAAAAGAAAAGUAGUUUGUCUUAUCAAUGGCUUGGUGUGUGGUAUUAGAUUGAAGAGAACCCUUGUUUCAUCUAUUUCCGUAAGGACCUGAACCAUUCUUUCUAGCUAAGAGGAUCCUCAGAAUCCAAGCAUUUCAGAACAUAAUAGUCAGACGGCAAAGGCUCCGUAAGGAAAUCCUGUAUUUUUCCCUAUCCUCCUUCGCUCCAUAAGAUCAAAAUGGUUCCACAAUGUAAUAAACUGUAACGACCAGAUCUUGCUAUUGACUCCGGCGAUCACAUACAAAAGGAUCGAGUUAUGUACGAUGAUGAAGCGUCGUGGAAACUAAAGAACGAAGCGUCGCCGGCAGAUAAUUCCGGUAAAAUCUUGAUAAUGUUUAACACGUGUAUGUGAUGUGUCAAGUUGUUGUAAUAUUGGGCUUGUAUAAUGUUUCCUUCAUGGGCUUUAAUACAAAACUUGGUUGACAAAAAAAAAAGAGAGGAUAAUUUGCGAGAGGAAACCUUAACAAAAAUUAGGGUUUCAAAUCUCUUAUUUUCUCCACGCUCCAAAAGUUAGGUUACUCCUUUAGAUCUCAAACGACUGGGAGAUGAAAGCUGCGAGAUUGGGAAGUGAAGAGGUUAUGUAUCCAGAUAGGAUCAGUAACCUACCUAACGAUUUGCUCUUACGAAUCCUCUCACUGGCUCCGGUAAGAACUGCAAUGUCCACAAGCUUAUUGUCUAAACGAUGGAAGUAUGUGUGGAAGAUGAUGCCAACGCUCGUGUAUGACGAAACAUGUCCUUACAUUGGUCCCCUUGGAUUUGACCUAUUUUGUGGUGUGUCCUUGCCUUUACAUGAAGCUCUCAAAACACUAAAUCUCAAACUUGGGAAGUACACUGAUUCCAUAGAUAUUCUUUUAUUCCCAAACAUCCGUUCAAAUCUCCUAAAGAUGACAAUCAAUUUGAAUUAUUUUUAUAGUUAUUACACUCCUAUCACAUUCCCAAAUAACAUCAAUGUCUUCGAAACACUCCUUGUCUUGAAACUUAAAGGUAGGAUUGUCCUGGACGUUGUUGAUUCUCCUGUUUGUUUCCCUUCCCUGAAAAUUUUGCACCUCAUUUGUGUGAAUUUCCAAUGCGAAGAAUCUUUCACAAGACUUUUAUUGGCUUGUCCUGUUCUUGAAGAUCUCUUCCUCCAAAGGCUUUCCAGUCGUGGCCGUUUUUUGUUCAGCAUGUCAGUCCCUUCUCUACAGAGAUUAUCCAUUACUAAAGAAUGUGCCACUUAUGGUUCCGAUGAACCAAGACUUGAGAUAAGCACUCCUUGUUUGAAAUACUUAAAGAUCUUUGAUCGCAGAGGUUAUUAUAACUUUCUUGAGGAUAUGCCUAAAUUAGUGGAGGCAGAUGUAUCAGUUGAUAUGUCCAAAAAUGAAAAGCUUCUAAGAGUUCUUUCUUCAGUUGAGCAUCUUGUGAUAUGUUUAUAUCCUUCAAUGGUUCUUGAUCUUACGGAUAGUUUAAUCUUCAACCGGCUUCUUCAUCUUGAACUAAAUGUUUGCAACAGUUUUCGCUCUAAUCUACUUCUGAGUUUGCUGAAAUAUUUUCCUAAUUUACAAUCUCUCAAUCUUGGCCGCACAUAUCCUGAAGAUACCGAGGAUCAACUGUACUGUUUAGGCUGGGAACCGAGCUCUGUUCCUAAAUGCUUGAGCUUCCAUCUCGAGAGUAUUCAGUGGAGAGGGUAUGCAGGAACACUAGAUGAGAGAGAAGCCGCAGCCUACAUUCUGAAAAACGCUCAUCGUUUAAAGACCUCUACGAUCAGAUUACAUACAACGUGCAUGGAUAAUGGUCAGAUUAUAAUGAAGGAUUUGACAUCUAUGUCCAAAGCUUCGGCCUCAUGUCAGCUUGUAAUCGAAUAAUAUAAAUUUAUUUCCGGGAAUUACAUUUUGAAUUUUAAAAUUGACUUUUCA
Molecule: messenger RNA, 1995 nt
Organism: Brassica rapa (field mustard)
Lineage: Eukaryota; Viridiplantae; Streptophyta; Magnoliopsida; Brassicales; Brassicaceae
Product: putative F-box/FBD/LRR-repeat protein At5g56810
Molecular function (GO): protein binding
Source: RefSeq, a predicted model, not a curated record